Cantharellus anzutake is the source of this 2186-nucleotide messenger RNA. RefSeq lists its product as uncharacterized. Gene Ontology annotation, cellular component: nucleolus. The transcript is spliced from 9 exons. The record is from RefSeq and is a predicted model, not a curated record. Gene Ontology annotation, biological process: ribosomal large subunit biogenesis. Gene Ontology annotation, molecular function: RNA binding; GTPase activity; GTP binding. Bases 62 to 2062 code for a protein of 666 amino acids. Lineage: Eukaryota; Fungi; Basidiomycota; Agaricomycetes; Cantharellales; Hydnaceae.
GCACUGCCGCAUUCACUUCCUCGUCAACUUUUUGCAUUCAAUCUUGCAAGUUGAAGCAAUCAUGGCCACGAAAGGUCUGAAGGGUAUUGCCCCGGUGCCCUCUGCUUCCGACUUCUUGGACAUAAUAUUGUCCAAGACGCAGAGGAAGACACCGACCGUCAUUCACAGAAACUUUAAAAUUGGCCGCAUAAGGGCCUUCUAUAUGCGCAAAGUUAAAUUUACUCAGGAUUCGUUUGAUGAGAAGCUUGGCGCAAUUCUCAGUGAAUUCCCUAUCCUUGAUAAUCUGCAUCCUUUCUUGUCAUCGCUACUUAACGUCCUUUAUGAUAAAAAUCAUUACAAGCUUGCAUUGGGCCAACUUAACACUGCGCGCCAUCUUAUCGACCAAGUCGGCAAAGAUUAUUCCAGAUUAUUGAAAUUCGGUGACAGUCUGUACAGAUGCAAGCAGCUAAAACAUGCUGCUCUUGGUCGCAUGGCCACAAUCUUGCGUCGUCAAAAGGAUCCUCUUGCUUAUCUAGAGGAGGUUCGCCAGCACAUUUCCCGUCUCCCUACCAUCGACCCCAAUACCCGGACACUUCUCAUUUGUGGAUACCCCAAUGUUGGGAAGUCCUCUUUCAUUAACAAAGUCACCCGCGCAGAUGUCGAUGUCCAGCCAUAUGCAUUCACGACCAAAUCUCUCUUCGUCGGCCACCUUGAUUAUAAAUACUUGCGAUGGCAAGUCAUUGAUACUCCGGGUAUCCUUGAUCAUCCGUUGGAGGAGAUGAAUACAAUCGAAAUGCAAAGUAUCACUGCAAUGGCUCAUUUACGGUGUGCAAUCCUUUAUUUCAUGGACCUUAGCGAGCAGUGCGGGUACUCGGUAGAGGCUCAAUGCAAGCUCUUCCAUUCCAUAAAGCCAUUGUUCGCGAAUAAACCGGUGAUUCUAGUCAUUAACAAAAUUGAUGUUGUGCGGCUCGAGGAUACUACCCCUGAAAACAAGACUCUCAUCAACGAGAUCGUGACUCAGGAGGGCGUCACAAUGGUCCAAGUAUCUUGUUAUGCCGAUGAAGGUGUAACAGAGGUGAAGACUACCGCAUGUGACGCGCUUCUUGCACACCGCGUGGAGACAAAGCUCAGGGGUACUAAGAUAAAUUCUGUCAUCAAUCGCAUCCAUGUGGCACAACCCAAACCUCGUGAUGAUGUCGUCAGAGCGCCAUACAUCCCGGACGCCGUCAAAGAGCGACGAAAGUUCGACCCGACUGAUCCGAUGAGACCUAGGUUGGAGAGGGAGAUUGAGGCGGAGAAUGGCGGAGCGGGAGUUUACAACAUUAACCUGCAAAAGAACUGGAUGCUCGCCGAUCCUUCAUGGAAAGAUGACAUCAUCUCCGAGAUCAUGGACGGCAAGAACAUUGCUGAUUUCAUUGAUCCGGACAUCGAGGAGAAACUCGCAGCCUUGGAAAGGGAGGAGGAAAAACUCAUAGCUGAGGGUUUCUACGAUUUCGAUGACAUCUACGAUUCGGAAGAUGAGGAGAUCGCCAUUGGAGAGGCAGAAAAGAAGCAAGCGAUAUAUGAAUCACGAGGAAACAAGGGUUUGAAGCACGGUUUCGUUAUGCCGCGUACAACAUGGAGCCGAAAUCUGAGCGACAUGACUUCGAAACUCACGAAAGCAGGCUAUGACACAUCCCGGCUGGAAGCCCAUGCUCUUAUAGCGAAGGCUCGAAGCAAAGGGGCGCAAAAACGAAAACGAUCGGAUGAGGAUGAUGCCAUGGAUGUGGAUGGGGCUGACGAGCAGGAUGUGCAACAGAUCGCAUUCAUGGAUGUCGAUGGAGAGGAAGUUUCGCGGAAACGUACAAAGACAAAUAGUGGCAGCAUCGUUGCCAAAACCAGCCGGCUUCCCAAGACGAAUCGUCAACUAUCUGGCCUCAAGAAUGCCGAGCAAUUCCAGCGGGCCAUGAAGUUGCAGCAAGUCUCACUAACAGAAAGAAACAGACAGGGGAAGAAGGGGGAGGGAGAUCGCCACAUCGGAACCAAGAUGCCAAGGCACUUGUUUUCUGGCAAGCGGGGGAUUGGCAAAGCAAACCGUCGUUGAGCUCUUCAGCCCCCUUGCAUGCGUUUUCUGUCUAUUAUCAUUGCUCCGCCUGCCAUCGUGUCCCAUGUACUUAUGACAAUUUAAUGCUGCAGUUUUAUCCUAUGCCUGUUAUGCUUGUUGCCUG